GUGUUGAUGGCCAGCUUGCAAGCGAGGUCUCCCGGCGAGGGUGCAGGAUAUUCGCCUAUUCCUGUUGUACCACCGACGACUGCAGGCUGGACUACUUCAACUUGGCCAACCUCAACUUGGACCUCCUGGACGUCGAGCUUGACCACUAGUUGGACUACAACUACGGCGGUCUCAACCAUCACUGCGGCGCCUUGUCCUUGCGACGAGACGACGACGACAAGUGUUGUUCCUAUCCAGACCACUACCGGCAGUCCGGCCUCCGUUGUUGUAUACCAGCACCACCAUAGCGGAUUGGCGCCCGGCGUAGUGGGCGGGAUCGUUAUCGGGGUCUUCUUUGGCGUCCUUUUGCUGGUCCUCCUCUGCAUCUUCUGCUUCCGUGCCUCCCGUCGACCGUAUUACUACGAAUCAGACGAGUCAUCAACGUCGUCACGCCGUCGGCGACCGAUCGGUAUCGACCCCUACCCGUCUCGUCCGAACGCCAACUUGACCUUCGUCGGCGGAGGCAAUCAACGGGAUACAAGGGUCGUCGUUACAAGAAGGGAGAAAGUGUUUAUUAGGCCGCCGCCCAGGACUGUUCGGACAACAACGAGGAUCAAAGACAGGGUGGUGGUGGUGGAGGAGGAC
Capronia coronata CBS 617.96 is the source of this 624-nucleotide messenger RNA. RefSeq lists its product as uncharacterized. The record is from RefSeq and is a predicted model, not a curated record. The annotation marks the transcript as partial. Lineage: Eukaryota; Fungi; Ascomycota; Eurotiomycetes; Chaetothyriales; Herpotrichiellaceae. The transcript has a single exon.